AUGUGGAAGCUUGCAAGUAGACUAGAUUGUGUGCAUUUAGGGCGGGGUUUUUUCCUAGUAAGGUUGUUGUUGAAGGAAGAUGUUGAUAAUGUAUUGAAGAAAGGGCCAUGGUUUGUCGGAGGUCACUUCUUGUCCAUUAGGCCGUGGGAGCCAAAUUUCAGAGCGUCGUCGACGAAUGUAUCUUCGGUUGCUUUGUGGAUAAGGCUGAAUGAACUUCCUAUUGAAUACUACAAUGUUAAAGCCCUUCACCUUAUUGGAGGAGCGAUAGGAAACGUUCUGCGAGUAGAUACCUUCACUGCGUCUAAAACGAGAGGACUUUUUGCUAGAUUAUGUGUCCAAGUAGAUGUGGGAAAGCCUUUGGCAACCACGGUCAUGAUUGUUACGGUUGGUAAAGCCGGACUACCAGAAACGACGACCUGCGAUGAGAAAAGAGAUAGUUCACACGAUAUGAAUGUUGCUAAUAGUCCAAGGUUGGAUGGGGAACCCACGAAGGACAUGCAGGACGUGCAUGCAGCAUGCCAGGAUGUUGUUGGGCAGGUUCAAGAGGCUGCACAUGAGGAUUUGUACGAUCCGUGGGUGUUAGUGGAGCGCAAAAAGAAUGGGACAAGAUUGCAAAGGAGUGGUGGGUCCCUAGGUGAUUAG
This is a messenger RNA of Quercus lobata, 642 nucleotides long. RefSeq lists its product as uncharacterized. The record is from RefSeq and is a predicted model, not a curated record. Bases 1 to 642 code for a protein of 213 amino acids. The transcript is spliced from 2 exons. NCBI's taxonomy places the organism in Eukaryota, Viridiplantae, Streptophyta, Magnoliopsida, Fagales, Fagaceae.